CAAGACCAAGGCUGGACAACCCUUCCCUGGAGUGUGGUGGAAUUUCGGACCGCACUCUGGGGCAGGGAAUCUCAUGCACGGAUCCAGGACCGGAGAGGGGCCGGAGGUUCCUGGAGAGGGAGCGAGGCCAACCUGCCGCCUCUGGGGCCCGCAGGUCGCUUAGCAUGACCGCUGGCAGGAGCGGGUAGACUGACUCACUGGCUCCCAUCAGCGUCUGAAGGUGACACUGAAACGCGGGUGACCUUGCACCACCAAAGCAGGCCUUCCACCAGUUCAGCUCCAAAGUCCAGAGGAGCAGAGAGGCGGGACCCCAGUCAUGGGCAGAUGGCCAGCCAUGUGGUGCGCGGCGCUGUUUUCUCUUUGGGCCUGGACUCGUGCAGAGCCCGCCUUGCAUGGGGAGAUCCUGUCCCCUAACUACCCGCAGGCGUACCCCAACGAGGUAAAGCAAACUUGGGACGUUGAGGUUCCGGAAGGCUUUGGGAUCCACCUGUACUUCACCCACCUGGACGUAGAGCUGUCGGAGAACUGCCUGUAUGACUCAGUGCAGAUCGUGUCAGGAGGCGUUGAGGAAGGGAAACUCUGUGGGCAGAGGACAAGCAAGAACCCCAGCUCCCCAAUCAUAGAAGAGUUCCACAUCCCGUACAAUAAACUCCAGGUGACCUUUACGUCGGAUUUCUCCAAUGAAGAGCGUUACACUGGAUUUGCUGCCUAUUAUGUUGCUGUCGAUGUAAACGAGUGCAUGGAUUUUGCAGAUGUCCCUUGUAGUCACUUCUGCAACAACUUCAUUGGUGGUUACUUCUGCUCCUGUCCCCCAGAGUACUUUCUCCAGGAUGAUAUGAGGAACUGCGGAGUCAAUUGCAGUGGGGAUGUAUUCACCACACUGAUCGGGGAGAUUGCAAGUCCCAAUUAUCCCAAUCCGUACCCGGAGAACUCAAGGUGUGAAUACCAGAUUCGGCUGGAGGAGGGCUUCCAAGUGGUGGUGACCAUGAAGAGAGAGGAUUUCGACAUGGAACCAGCCGACUUGGAAGGGAACUGCCCCGACAGCUUAGGGUUUGUCACAAGGGAUCAGCGGUUUGGUCCGUACUGUGGGAAUGGAUUCCCUGGGCCACUAACUAUAGAAACCAAGAGUAAUACUGUUGAUAUCGUCUUUCAAACUGACCUAACAGGGCAAAAGAAAGGCUGGAAACUUCGCUACCAUGGAGAUCCAAUCCCCUGCCCUAAAGAAGUCUCUGCCAAUUCUAUUUGGGAGCCUGAAAAGGCAAAAUAUGUGUUUAAAGAUGUGGUGAAGAUAAUCUGUGUGGAAGGAUUCGAAAUUGUGCAGGGCAGUUCCAGCUCAACGUCUUUCUAUUCUACUUGUCAAAGCAAUGGAAAGUGGAGUGACAUUUCCAGAGUGAAAUGUCAACCUGUAGACUGCGGUACUCCUGAGCCCGUUCGAAAUGGCAACGUUGAAGAGCCAGAAGAUACUUUGUUUGGUUCUCUCGUUCGCUAUGCUUGUGAGGAGCCGUAUUACUACAUGGAACAUGAAGGGAGUGCCGAGUACCAGUGCUCUGUUAACGGGACCUGGGUGAACGAGGUGCUGGGCGCAGAGCUGCCGAAAUGCGUUCCAGUGUGUGGAGUCCCCAGUGAGGCCUUUGAGAUGAAACAGCGGAUAUUCGGGGGAUCCUUUGUGAAGAUUGAGAGUUUCCCCUGGCAAGUGUUCUUCCGUUCCGAGUGGGCCGGGGGCGCCCUCCUUGAUGAGCACUGGGUGCUGACUGCGGCCCACGUGGUGGAGGGAAACCCUCACCCGGCCAUGUACGUGGGCUCCACCACCGUGCAGACCUCGGAGCUGGACAAGGCCCAGGCGCUCACCGCUGAGCGGGUGUUCAUUCACCCAGGCUGGCACCCGGCGCCCAGCCAAGGCGCACGCAAGAAUUUUGACAAUGACAUUGCGCUUGUGCGGCUGAAAGAGCCGGUGAAGAUGGGCCCGACUGUGUCCCCCAUCUGCCUGCCCGGCUCGGCCUCCAAGUACAACUUCUCCGUGGGGGACCUGGGCAUGAUCUCAGGCUGGGGCAAGACGGAGAAAAAAGAUUGGGUUUUGAGACUCAGAGGGGCCAAGUUACCCAUAACGACCUUAGACAUGUGCCAGGAGGUGAGAGGGAAAGAUUCGCAAGUGGAGCCCAGGUCGUACGUCUUCACCGAGAACAUGUUGUGCGCUGGAGGGGCGGGCGUGGACAGCUGUCAGGGAGACAGUGGGGGGGCUUUGGCUGUCAAGAAGCUCAUUGAAAAGAGCCCCAAAUUCUAUGUAGCUGGCCUGGUGUCCUGGGGACUCGAGUGCGGGACCCACGGGAUCUACACCAAGGUUCAGAACUACAUUGGCUGGAUCAGGGCAACCAUGCAGGAGAACAGCACCCCCCGUGAGGACUGACGGAGCCCGGGCGCUUGCUCCUUGUCAUGGCCCCUCCCAUUCGCCAUGACCAAGAGGAGACAGGGCCCUGGGUAGUGCAGAGUGAGACAGUCAGGAUACCAGGGCGGAGGUCGUGUUUGGUCACCCUGUUGUGUUCGAGACUCAGGUGUGGCCUGCAGGUAGCCUAGGGGAGGCCACUCCUGUCUCCCGAGAUUCUCCAGGGAUUCCGUAAGUUUCUGUGUCUUCUUUUACUUGUUUGAGAUUCUAUUUGCUGUACCAUCCUCAAUGCCCAUUCAUUAUCUGCUCCCAAUAAAGCACGUUUAUAGCUCA
Messenger RNA from Heterocephalus glaber (naked mole-rat), 2713 nucleotides. It is a transcript of the gene C1s, whose product is annotated as complement C1s. Lineage: Eukaryota; Metazoa; Chordata; Mammalia; Rodentia; Bathyergidae. Gene Ontology annotation, cellular component: extracellular region. Gene Ontology annotation, molecular function: calcium ion binding; serine-type endopeptidase activity. Gene Ontology annotation, biological process: complement activation; proteolysis. The record is from RefSeq and is a predicted model, not a curated record.